CCAGCGAGUCAGCGGCUGCCCUGCCCCUUGAAUUGCUCCCAAUACGAAAGGAAACGGCAGCUGUGUCGUCGUCAUCGCUAUUUAAAUGGAAACGCCAGACAAUUCAGAGAAAAUAAGGAAAUUUUAAUCGGCGGAGAGGUCGUUCCAGAACAGGAUAGAAAUAAAGAAAAGAUCUUCUUCUUACCGUGUGGAGAAAGAGAAGAGAAAAAGAAGAAAUUUUUUUUGCUACCUUCGUCUACCGCCUCGCUUGGAUCGCGAUCGUCAAAGAGGUCCCAUUCAACAAGUUGCUUGGCUCUUACACUUUGGUCGAUUGACUGGUUGGUCAGUCUUGUAAAGAUUUCCUUCCCUCAUUUAUUAGUGGGUGCACUUGGAAUAUAAUCCAGGGAAUGCAGAAAGAUGUGCUUGCCCAUCAAGGAGUCCUACUGUAGGUCUGAUGAGGCAGCUCCAGAGGAGCUUCCGCAGUUUUCUUUAAAUGAAAUAGAACAUAGCCAAGAUCAGAUCCGUGCCCGGACACAUGGCCUCUGCAAGGAUGGUUAAAUUAUAUGUUUUUUAGCUCCCGCUCUGUAGAUAUCAGUAUCAAAUAUUUGGUUAGUGGGAGGUAUAGAAUAUUUCUGUCGUUCGUGUGCUUGAUUAGGUUUUCUUGAUUGGGAAAGAAAGAUGGAUAAUAAGGGAACGAUAUUGAUGCAAAGGUUUGAGUUAGGCCGAUUAUUGGGUCAGGGCACCUUUGCUAAGGUGUACUUUGCUAGGAAUACGAGGACAGGGCAGAGUGUUGCUAUAAAAAUGAUUGAUAAAGAGAAGGUCAUGAGGGUGGGGAUGAUGGACCAGAUCAAACGAGAGAUAUCUGUAAUGAGGUUGGUGAGACACCCAAACAUUGUUCAGCUUUUUGAGGUUAUGGCCAGCAAAUCUAAGAUCUAUUUCGUAAUGGAAUAUGUCAAGGGUGGAGAGCUCUUCAACAAGAUUGCAAAGGGUAGGCUGAGGGAGGAUAUGGCAAGGAAGUAUUUCCAGCAACUGAUUGCUGCUGUUGACUUUUGUCACAGCAGAGGCGUUUAUCAUAGAGAUCUGAAGCCUGAAAACCUCCUGUUGGAUGAAAAUGGUGAUCUUAAGGUUUCAGACUUCGGCUUGAGUGCACUUGCAGAAUCAAAGCGGCAAGAUGGGCUGCUUCAUACAACAUGUGGAACUCCAGCUUAUGUUGCCCCAGAGGUAAUCAGUAAAAAGGGUUAUGAUGGGGCAAAAUCUGACAUUUGGUCCUGUGGGGUGAUACUGUUUGUCUUGCUUGCUGGUUAUCUUCCUUUCCACGAUUCCAAUCUCAUGGAGAUGUACAGAAAGAUAACAAAAGCAGAAUUCAAAUGCCCUCAUUGGAUUCCUUCAGAAGUUAGAAGGCUCUUAUCGAAGAUGUUGGACCCAAAUCCAAGUACUCGAAUAUCAAUAGCAAAUAUCAUGGAGAAUGCUUGGUUUAAAAAGGGAUAUAAACCAGUCGACAGGGAACGGGAGCAUAAGGAAUUGACUGCCCUUGAUGUUGAUGCUGCUCUUUCUGACAGAGGGGCUGGGGAGACUGUUGAGAGGAGGGCACCCACAUCUGUGCCUGUGAAACCUCUAUCCUUAAAUGCUUUUGACAUCAUCUCGCUUUCCUCAGGCUUUGAUCUUUCAGGUUUAUUUGAGGAGAAGGUGAAAGAAGAACGUUUCACUUCCAGACAGCCAGCUUCAGUUAUAAUCUCAAAGCUGGAGGAAGUUGCAAAGCUCCUGAAGUUCAAAAUCACAAAGAAAGAUGAAGGACUGUUGAGAAUCCAGGGGCUGAAGGAGGGGAGGAAAGGAGUUCUAUCAAUAGAUGCAGAGAUAUUUGAGGUGACCCCAUCAUUUUAUGUGGUGGAAAUGAAGAAAACAAAUGGCGACACAUUGGAGUAUCGGGACUUUUGUAAACAGAACUUGAGACCCGCACUCAAGGACAUAGUGUGGGCUUGGCAAGGAGAACAUCGGCCAGAACAGCAAGAGCAACAACAUCAGCAUCAACAGCAACAAUGACUUCGGUUAUCAAAUUCUUCUGUCCAGCAACAGUAACAACGGCAGAACCAGGCCCAGCACCAAGACUGACGGUGACCAAAUUUAAGAGUACUGAUGAUCAUCUGUUUGUUGACCUGCUCAUACCUUUUGACUGUCAAUGAUGCGUUUCCAGGAACCUCUUUGAUUUUCUUUGCUCGGUUGUGUUCCAACUGUUGUAAGACUUGGAUACUUGUUUCUUUUAUCUAUCUAUUGCACGAGUACUGUAGUUAUGUCUUAUAAGCUUUGAACUAUGGAUGCAGCUUUUGUUUGCGUAAGGAACUAAAUAAACUUCAUGGUUUUUCACA
This is a messenger RNA of Nymphaea colorata (pocket water lily), 2342 nucleotides long. RefSeq names its product CBL-interacting protein kinase 2-like. Lineage: Eukaryota; Viridiplantae; Streptophyta; Magnoliopsida; Nymphaeales; Nymphaeaceae. The coding region runs from base 658 to 2019 and encodes 453 amino acids. Gene Ontology annotation, biological process: signal transduction; protein phosphorylation. Gene Ontology annotation, molecular function: protein kinase activity; ATP binding. The record is from RefSeq and is a predicted model, not a curated record. The transcript has 2 exons.